Torulaspora delbrueckii is the source of this 519-nucleotide messenger RNA. It is a transcript of the gene RPL20B, whose product is annotated as 60S ribosomal protein eL20. Lineage: Eukaryota; Fungi; Ascomycota; Saccharomycetes; Saccharomycetales; Saccharomycetaceae. The record is from RefSeq and is a predicted model, not a curated record. The transcript is spliced from 2 exons. Gene Ontology annotation, biological process: translation. Gene Ontology annotation, molecular function: structural constituent of ribosome. Bases 1 to 519 code for a protein of 172 amino acids. Gene Ontology annotation, cellular component: cytosolic large ribosomal subunit; ribosome.
AUGGCUCAUCUAAGAGAAUAUCAGGUUAUUGGCCGUCGUUUGCCUACUGAAUCCGUUCCAGAACCAAAGUUGUUCAGAAUGAGAAUCUUUGCUCCAAAUGAGGUUGUUGCCAAGUCUCGUUACUGGUACUUCUUGCAAAAAUUGCACAAGGUUAAGAGAGCUUCCGGUGAAGUUGUCUCUGUCAACGAGAUCCACGAAGCUCACCCAACCAAGGUUAAGAACUUCAGUGUCUGGGUCAGAUACGACUCCAGAUCCGGUACUCACAACAUGUACAAGGAAAUCAGAGACGUCAGCAGAGUUGCUGCCAUUGAAACUUUGUACCAGGACAUGGCCGCUAGACACAGAGCUAGAUUUAGAUCCAUCCACAUCUUGAAGGUUGCUGAAAUUGAAAAGACCGCUGAUGUCAAGAGACAAUACGUCAGACAAUUCUUGACCAAGGACUUGAAAUUCCCAUUGCCACACAGAGUCCAAAAAUCUGCCAAGACUUUCUCUUACAAGAGACCAUCCACUUUCUACUAA